UAAUAAAUUUCACUUAAGCUAAGCUUUCGUUUUUCAAAUGAAAUCAAAAUUAGUUUGAAAAAUUUGCUGCUGGAAAACGGAUUAAUAUUAUAAAACUAUAAAAUAACAAUAAAUUAAAAAAAAUUAAGAAAAAAAUAACUAAAAUACCAAAAAAAUAAAACAAAACGUGUAACUAUAAAAUAAACGUGUAAUAAACAAAUAAUUAAAUAUUUAAAAAAUUUAUAAAAAAUAAUAUUUGAAAAAAAAAUUAAAAAUUUCUUAAAGAAUUUUUUUUUUAACUAAAUAAAGCAAAACGUGUUAGUAACAGAAAAUGUCAGAUAAAAAGUUUAUUUUAUGUAUGGUGGUCUUAAGUCUACUGGCCACCACCUAUGCCAUAUCCAGUACCUGGGGUAAUAUCUCAAAUUCUGCCCAGUUAUUGCAUGCCGAGCAAGUAUUCAAUGCCUCUUCACCGGGAAAAUAUGUGACUCAUGAAAUUAAAUUUCCCAAAAAUGGCAUUGGUAAUGGACGCAUCAUUACCGGCAUCAGAGCUUUCGAUCAGGUGACAAACGGCACCGGCGGACAUGCAACCAUAUAUUCAGGUGGACCCGGUUUCAAUUUUGUCAACAUUAAACUGCAGUCACAAUACAAUUAUGGUCUUAUGUUCCGUGUAGAAAUUUAUGGCAAAUAACAAAAAUAUUUUUUAAUAAAAA
This is a messenger RNA of Lucilia sericata (common green bottle fly), 689 nucleotides long. Its product is annotated as probable salivary secreted peptide. The transcript has 2 exons. The coding region runs from base 311 to 667 and encodes 118 amino acids. NCBI's taxonomy places the organism in Eukaryota, Metazoa, Arthropoda, Insecta, Diptera, Calliphoridae. The record is from RefSeq and is a predicted model, not a curated record.